Messenger RNA from Aphidius gifuensis, 653 nucleotides. RefSeq lists its product as uncharacterized. The record is from RefSeq and is a predicted model, not a curated record. NCBI's taxonomy places the organism in Eukaryota, Metazoa, Arthropoda, Insecta, Hymenoptera, Braconidae. The transcript is spliced from 2 exons. The coding region runs from base 108 to 545 and encodes 145 amino acids.
AACAUCAAGUGUUCUUGUACUGUCAGCAAGUAAAAUACAAAAAAAAAAAAUAAUUUAUAUUAUUAUUUUUUAUAAAUAUAAAAAAAUAUUUAUAUAAUCAAUAUAAAAUGAAGGUUUUUAUUGCUCUUUUCGCUUGCAUCGCUGUUGCAUCAGCUGGAUAUGCUGAGACAUAUCAUGUAUCACCAUCUUAUCAUGGACCACCAGCACCACUUGAUCACAAAACUGGUGAAGUUAUUGAUGAAGAUCAUGUUGCCCAUGCAAAAUUGAGUCAUCUUUAUGCUUGGCAAAAAGAAGCAUCAAGAAACCAUGGUAGUGGUGGUGAAGAAUAUGCACCAGAAAGUACAUACAAAUCAGAAUCACAUGAUGAACAUAUUCAUGCACCUGUUGUACAUUAUCAUGGACCACCAGCUCCACUUGAUCAUAAAACUGGACAAGUUAUUGAUGAAGACCAUGUUGCUUAUGCCAAAAAAAAUCAUCUUCUUGCUUGGGAAAAAGAAGCAGCUAAAACAGCUCAUCAUGGUUACGCAUAUCCUGAAUAUCAUUAAUUUUUUUUCAAUCUAUCACUUCUUCGUCAAUUUUAUCACUUAAAAAUGUUAAUUUUAACUUCAUCACUCAUAAUUUUUGUUGUUUUUCACCGUGAACAUUAAUUUCAC